Zingiber officinale is the source of this 2774-nucleotide messenger RNA. RefSeq names its product subtilisin-like protease SBT1.5. The transcript has a single exon. NCBI's taxonomy places the organism in Eukaryota, Viridiplantae, Streptophyta, Magnoliopsida, Zingiberales, Zingiberaceae. Bases 122 to 2485 code for a protein of 787 amino acids. Gene Ontology annotation, molecular function: serine-type endopeptidase activity. Gene Ontology annotation, biological process: proteolysis. The record is from RefSeq and is a predicted model, not a curated record.
UGCUUAUCACUGGCACUUGAGAGAGACUUGCUCGAACAUCUUCUUCUUCUUUUGCCUUCUUUUGCCUGCCAGCCGUAAGCCCCAAACCAGAGGCAGAGGCAGUAGCAGCCGACUAAUAAAAAUGGAGAUCGAUCUCUACCUCCGCUCUCUCUUCUUCCUCUUCCUUUUCUUCCUCCCUUCCAUCUCCGCCGUCGAACUUCUUGACACCUACAUAGUACGCGUUGACGCCGACGCUAAGCCCUCCAUCUUCCCUACCCACGCCCACUGGUACGAAACUUCCCUUCUCGCCGCCACUGCCUCGGCCGAUGGCAUCACCGAUUUCCCCCCAGGUGGCUUCCUCAUUCAUACUUACUCCUCCCUUUUUCACGGCUUCUCCACUCGCAUUUCCCCCUCCACAGCCGCCUCCCUCGCCUCCACCCCGGGCUUCCUCGCCGUCUUGCCAGAGCUCGUCCGCCACCCUGACACCACGCGGUCCCCGGAGUUCCUCGGUCUCCUAUCCUCCGACCGCACCGGCUUACUCGCAGAGUCCGAUUUCGGAUCUGAACUCGUCAUCGCUGUUGUGGACACCGGCAUCACCCCCGGCCAUCGCAGCUUCGCCGACAGUGACCUCGGCCUUGCCCCAUCGCGGUGGCGGGGUCAGUGCGUCUCUGGCCCCGGUUUCCCGGCCUCCUCCUGCAACCGCAAGCUCAUCGGGGCGCGUUACUUUUCCGCGGGGUACGAAGCCACCUCCGGCCGCAUGAAUGAGUCCGUCGAGCUGCGAUCGCCACGGGAUACCGACGGACACGGCACCCACACCGCCUCCAUUGCGGCGGGACGGUACGUCUUCCCUGCCUCCACGCUUGGUUAUGCCCGCGGCGUAGCUGCUGGUAUGGCCCCCAAGGCCCGCCUCGCCGCCUACAAGGUCUGCUGGGUCGCUGGUUGCUUCGACUCCGACAUCCUCGCGGCCUUCGACUCCGCUGUUGCCGACGGCGUCGACGUGGUUUCCCUAAGCGUUGGAGGCGUCGUCGUGCCCUACUACCUCGACGCUAUUGCUGUAGGUGCCUUCGCUGCCGCUGAGGCUGGCAUCUUCGUCUCUGCCUCUGCUGGCAACGGCGGUCCCGGCGGGCUCACUGUCACCAACGUUGCUCCCUGGGUAGCCACCGUCGGUGCUGGCUCCAUGGACCGCGACUUCCCUGCGGACGUCAAGCUCGGCAAUGGUCGCGUCCUCCCUGGCGUUAGUGUCUACGGUGGCCCCUCGCUCGACUCUGGCCGUCUAUAUCCACUGGUUUAUGCAGGGGUCGCCCAAGGUGCUGGCGACGGCUACUCCUCCUCCUUGUGCCUUGAGGGAUCCCUCAACUCGGAAGCUGUGAAAGGGAAGAUCGUUCUCUGCGACCGCGGCGUUAACUCCCGAACCGCGAAAGGAGAGGUCGUCCGCAAGGCCGGCGCCGUGGGCAUGAUCCUAGCCAAUGGCGUGUUCGACGGAGAGGGCCUUGUCGCCGACUGCCACGUCCUGCCCGCCACCGCCGUCGGUGCUGUGGUGGGCGACGUAAUUCGCAAGUACAUCGCUACAUCCACUUCCAGAUUCCCUGCCACCGCCACCAUUUUGUUCCGCGGCACCCGUCUUGGCGUUCACCCUGCGCCGGUGAUCGCCUCAUUUUCCGCCCGCGGGCCCAACCCCCAGUCUCCGGAGAUCCUGAAGCCGGACCUAGUCGCACCAGGGCUCCAUAUCUUGGCGGCCUGGCCACACAACGUCGGCCCCGCCGGGAUCCCAUCCGACCAAAGGAGAACAGAGUUUAAUAUUCUCUCGGGCACGUCCAUGGCAUGCCCCCACGUUUCAGGCCUCGCAGCCCUCCUCAAGGCGGCGCACCCGGACUGGUCUCCGGCAGCCAUCAAGUCGGCCCUAAUGACCACCGCCUACGUGAAGGACAACAAGGGGAUGACAAUGCUCGACGAGUCCACUGGAAAUUUCUCCGACGUGUUCGACUUCGGUUCCGGCCACGUAAACCCGCAGCGCGCGAUGGACCCGGGCCUGAUCUACGACCUCACAGCGGUCGACUACGUCAAUUUCCUGUGCAACCUCAACUACACGCAGCAGAACAUCAAGGCGAUCACGCGGAAGGCGGCGGAUUGCCGGGGAGCAAGGAAAGCGGGGCACGCCGGCAACUUGAACUACCCUUCCUUCUCCGCUGUGUUCGCGGAGGACGGCUCAAAAAGAAGAAUGGCAACGCAUUUCAUUCGGACCGUGACAAACGUAGGCAACGGAGCCGCAACAUACAGAGCGACGGUGCAGCAGCCGGAGGGCAGUACGGUGACGGUGGAGCCUAUGGAAUUGUCAUUCCGGCGGUCAGGGCAAAAGCUGAGCUUUCUGGUGAGGGUGAAGGCGGAAACGUGGGAGAAGAUGGCGCCGGGGAACUCUAGAGUCCGGAGUGGAUCGCUGACAUGGAGUGACGGAAGGCAUUCAGUGAGGAGCCCCAUCGCCGUCACAGUUCAGGCACCAUUUUCAUGAUGCAAGUGGCUCGACCACCACCGUGAAGAAGCUGCACGAUCAAUCCGCCCCUAGAUUUUCAAAUAUGCUCGAAUAUGUAGAAAAAGUUUCCACUUCUCGUUUGCUUUAGACUAAGACAGUGCGCGAUAGUGCUCAUAUAUAAUAUAUAUAUGUAUAAAUUUCAUGAAACUGAGCAAGCGGAUGAAGCAGAAAGAGUAAAGCAGGAAGAGGAGAACGAUAGUCGUUCUUGUGGUUUGUCAUGUAAUUUUCUGCUGUUUCCAAACAGCUAGCUAGCCCAUGUUCGGUCUUC